AUGAUGAACUUUGACCCAGAUCCUGCUGACCUUGCCUUGUCCAGUGUACCAGGACAUGAGACCUUUGACCCUAGGAAACAUCGGUUUUCUGAAGAGGAACUAAAACCUCAACCUAUUAUGAAAAAAGCUAGAAAAAUUCAGGUUCCAGAAGAACAAAAGGAUGAGAAAUACUGGAAUCGGCGGUACAAAAACAAUGAAGCAGCCAAACGUUCUCGAGAUGCUCGCCGGCUGAAGGAAAACCAGAUCACGGUGCGGGCAGCCUUUCUGGAGAAAGAGAAUUCAGUGUUGCGUCAGGAGGUUGCCAAAAUCCGUCAAGAACUCUCUCGCUACCGAAACAUCUUGUCAAAAUAUGAGUCACAGCACGGAGCCUUGUAA
This is a messenger RNA of Staurois parvus, 375 nucleotides long. The record is from the annotation of a GenBank genome assembly. Lineage: Eukaryota; Metazoa; Chordata; Amphibia; Anura; Ranidae.